Drosophila nasuta is the source of this 619-nucleotide messenger RNA. RefSeq lists its product as uncharacterized. Bases 140 to 619 code for a protein of 159 amino acids. The transcript is spliced from 2 exons. NCBI's taxonomy places the organism in Eukaryota, Metazoa, Arthropoda, Insecta, Diptera, Drosophilidae. The record is from RefSeq and is a predicted model, not a curated record.
CGCUGACAACGUCAACCGUAACAACAACAACAACAGCUACUGUAUUGCUAGCAGCGCAAACAUUAAUACGUCUGCCGCUACGCUGCCUGAAAAACAGAACAAAAACAGUGAACAUAUUAAGUCGGCUGUGCAGACUGGUAUGGAUCGCCACAUUCAAAGCAAACGGAGGACGAGCACCCUAAAUUCUCAACGCAAAAUAACCCGUGACCCCAAUGAGGUUGAGGCGGCCGAAUCUACUGAAGUCGAGAAAAGGAAGCCAAAGCCUCCGCCUAUUUAUAUACGAGAAAAAAGUUCCAAUGGUCUUCUCAACAAAAUUAUUGUGCUUAUUGGCAAGGAUAACUUCCACAUAAUACCCCUUGUGAAGGGCAACAGAAAGCCGCAGCCAGAAAAUAAGCCCCUGAAGAAAUACGAAGUGCACCCUAUAUACAAUCUUCAGUUCCUGCUGCACCGCCGAAUUACAGUUGAGGAACCGCACAAACGCAAUGGUACGGUACAAUGUGCGAACUGCCAAGAAUAUGGUCAUACAAGGUCAGCCAGAUCCUCACUAGGACACGCGCUUCAAAAUUACGACCGGCUACCCCUGCCUCAAAAAAGUUCAUUUCUGCAAUCAGCAUACUAA